Messenger RNA from Mesorhabditis spiculigera, 204 nucleotides. NCBI's taxonomy places the organism in Eukaryota, Metazoa, Nematoda, Chromadorea, Rhabditida, Rhabditidae. The record is from the annotation of a GenBank genome assembly.
AUGGCGCUCGUCUUCUCGGUCAGCGCCGGCAGUCACGAGAAGCCCGAAGGAUUCUCCGGACCCCCUGGAGGCUUCAGCGGACACCCGGGAGGUCACCACGGCUUCUCUGGAGCUCCCUUCACCGGAUCGGGACGCCCUGAUUUUGGCCGCUUCACCGGCUCCGGACGCCCCGACUUCAAGGGAUUCCCUACUACCCCCAAGGCC